Pygocentrus nattereri (red-bellied piranha) is the source of this 3710-nucleotide messenger RNA. It is a transcript of the gene thop1, whose product is annotated as thimet oligopeptidase 1. NCBI's taxonomy places the organism in Eukaryota, Metazoa, Chordata, Actinopteri, Characiformes, Serrasalmidae. Gene Ontology annotation, molecular function: metalloendopeptidase activity. The transcript is spliced from 13 exons. The record is from RefSeq and is a predicted model, not a curated record. The coding region runs from base 1 to 2061 and encodes 686 amino acids. Gene Ontology annotation, biological process: proteolysis; peptide metabolic process. Gene Ontology annotation, cellular component: mitochondrial intermembrane space.
AUGGCACCUACAGGUGAAGUGGUUUUUGGCAAUGGGGACAGAGUUUGUGCUGAAAAUCGUUUGCGCUGGGACCUCACUCCUGAGCAGAUCCAUCAGCUAACCGAUGAGCUCAUCGCCAAGACCAAGACAGUCUACGACUCUGUUGGGGCCUUGGCUCUAGAUACUGUAAACUAUGAGAACACUUUGAAGGCGCUUGCAGAUGUGGAGGUGGAAUACACAGUCCAGCGGAACAUGCUGGAUUUCCCUCAGCAUGUGUCCUCCUCGAAGGAUGUGCGUACGGCUAGCACCGACGCGGACAAGAAGCUGUCGGAGUUCGAUGUGGAGAUGAGCAUGAGGGAGGAUGUGUAUCAGAGGAUUGUUGCUCUGCAGGAGAAACUGGAGGAAGAAAGUAUCACCCCAGAGGCCAAGAGAUACAUGGAGAGAUUGAUCAAGUUGGGAAAGAGAAAUGGACUUCAUCUUCCCAAGGAGACACAAGAGGAGAUCAAGAAGAUCAAGAAGAAACUGAGCACGCUGUGUAUUGAUUUCAACAAGCAUUUGAAUGAGGACACCACCAACCUCUCUUUCACACGGGAGGAGCUGGGUGGCCUUCCUGAAGACUUCCUCAACUCCUUGGACAAAGAUGGGACUGAAAAGCUGAAGCUGACCCUCAAAUACCCUCACUAUUUCCCCACCAUGAAGAAAUGCUAUGUCCCAGAGACACGCAAGAAAUUAGAAGAAGCCUUCAAUUCUCGUUGUAAAGAGGAAAACUCAGCUAUCCUCAAGGAGCUGGUGGAGCUGCGUUCUCAAAAGAGUGCUCUACUGGGGUUUACCACCCAUGCUGACUUUGUUCUUGAGAUGAACAUGGCGAAAGCAUCCAAGAAGGUUGCCUCAUUUCUUGAGGAGCUGGCCCAUAAGCUGAAGCCUCUGGGUGAAGAGGAACGGGCUGUGAUCCUCAAGCUGAAGGAGAAGGAGUGCCAGAAGAGGAACUUACCUUUCAAUGGAGAGUUGGAUGCCUGGGACACACGUUACUACAUGACCCAGGUGGAGGAGACUCAGUAUGCGGUGGACCAGAACCAGCUGAAAGAGUAUUUCCCAAUGGAGGUGGUGACCCGUGGGCUUCUGGACAUCUACCAAGAACUGCUGAACCUCUCCUUCCAGCAGGUAGAGUGUGCCCAUGUGUGGCAUGAUGAUGUCACGCUAUACUGUGUUAAGGAUCGUACCUCUGGCCAGGUGGUGGGGCAGUUCUACCUCGACCUUUACCCCAGAGAGGGAAAGUAUGGGCAUGCUGCCUGUUUUGGCUUGCAACCUGGUUGUCUGCUGUCCGAUGGGACCAGGCAGAUGGCUGUGGCUGCCAUGGUGGCCAACUUCAGUAAGCCCACAGCUGAUGCUCCCUCCCUGCUGCAGCACGAUGAGGUGGAAACCUACUUCCAUGAGUUUGGCCAUGUCAUGCAUCAACUCUGCGCACAGGCAGACUUUGCCAUGUUCAGUGGAACUCAUGUGGAAAGGGACUUUGUGGAGGCUCCGUCUCAGAUGUUGGAGAAUUGGGUGUGGGAAAAGGAGCCAUUGCAACGCAUGUCCAAGCAUUACAAGACCAGCAAUCCAAUCCCAGAGGAGCUGCUGGAUAAACUCAUCAAGUCCCGGCUUGCUAACACUGGUCUGUUCAACCUGAGGCAGAUUGUACUGGCCAAAGUAGACCAAGCCCUUCACACAAAGACAGGAGUGGAUCCAGCAGAGGAGUACGCCAAGCUCUGUCAGGAAAUCCUUGGAGUGCCUGCCACUCCAGGGACUAACAUGCCAGCCACCUUCGGCCACCUGGCAGGUGGUUAUGAUGCUCAGUACUACGGUUAUCUCUGGAGUGAAGUCUUUUCCAUGGAUAUGUUCUAUGCCCGCUUUAAACAGGAGGGCAUCAUGAACCCCAAGGUGGGGCUGGACUACAGGAACUGCAUCUUGAAGCCUGGAGGUUCAGAAGAUGCUGCUGAAAUGCUGAAGAAGUUCCUUGGAAGAGAGCCUAAGCAAGAGGCUUUCCUCCUGAGCAAAGGACUAUCGAUCGAGCUGGAGCCGGGCACACCAUGUGCUUGUUGACCAGUUACUUCACAGUAGAUUACAUGAUCAAUGCCUCUCUGGGGAACGUUAGCACACGGACACUAAAGACUGGUCACUUGGAUUUUUCUGAAGCAAAAUCCUGAAAUUUCACUUUCACAGUUAUUGUUCAACUAUCACGGUUAUUGUUCAACUCAAUUUUCCCUCUUUUGAACCUUGAAGCAUUGUUUUAAAAAUUAAAACUGUAUUGAGUCAAGAAAAAAAGUGGUUUACCAAAAAGAUCUCUUGACUAGAAAUUAAUGAUUUGGUUUAGUCACAAAUUUUUAUGUAAUCAUGAAAGAAUUAAAGAUUCUGGAUGAAGCAUUUAUUUAAUUAUCCAAGCAAAGUACAAAAAAUAGUAUAUAAAAUAAUAUGUAAAAUGCAAAUAAAAACAAAGUAGGGAUUUGUAAAUCUGAACAAAAACAAUACAAAGACAAUGUUUUACCUUAUAAACUUGAUUUUUGAUAAAUGUACACUCAUUAUAAAAUUGAUGGUAUCAUCCCAUUCUAUGAGCUUUGGGACGUGGCAAUAUAAGACUAGAAACAAUGUGAAAUGAUAAAAUAUCUUAAACAGGUGAUGCUCAUAAAGGCGUAGUCCUGGCUUGAUGCUUGUCUCAGCAGAUACUCCAACCAUUUAAGAACAACAUUCCUUGACGAGUGAUUGCAAAUAUUUGCUGCAUCACAGUGAAAAACGUCAUCAAAAGAUUCAGGGAAGCCAGAGAAAUCUUUGUGUAAAGGAGACCACGUCUGAAUGCACACGACUUUCCAUCCCUCAGACAGGACAGCAUUAAAAACCAGUAAGGAUAGCACCACGUUAGGAAUAUUUUGAGUAACAUUUGUGAAUGAGCACAGUUCAUUACUGCAACCACAAUUGAAAGUUAAAACUACUGUACACAGCAGCCAAAUGUCAGCAUGGUCCAGAAACACUGCUUUCUCUGGAUUUGAGCUUAUAUGAAAAAAACACAGUGGAGACGCAUACUGUGAGAUCAAUUAGAUUGUUUACGAAAAUAAUGGACAUGUUAUCUGGGCCAAAGAAGAAAUGGACUGUCUAGAUUGUUACCAGCAUAAAGUUUGUCCCUGACAUGAGUAGUUUACAUAUCUGCAACAUAAGCUGCUGUUGGAAGAAAACCUUCUAUCUCCAUUUUUGUCUGUUUUUCAAUUUUCGGCAUAAUUUGAAAAUGUCUGUUGCCCUUUAUAUUGUGUGUACAUUUCAAAAUGAAUGGACCACAAGAAGUGGCCCAGAAUUAAUUGGAAAAAAGUCUGGUUCCAUUGACUUACAUUAAAAGUAAAAUAUGUUUUUUUUCUUCUUGUUUAAAGUUACCGUUUUGGAGAUACAAGGUUUUCUUCCAACAACAGAGAUAAGCUGUUACAACAACAUGACUGUGUAAUCAUAGAGUGCAGGUGCUAGAAUGGACAGCCUGUGGUCCAGACCUGUCUCCCACUGAAGGCAUACGGAGCAUUAUGAAGAGCAAAAUACUAUGUAGGCACCUAUGGUUGUGACAAAAUUGGUUCGAUUGGUCUCUUCAGUCCCUAAGUUACAACUAAGUUGUUAUUGGUUAAAGUCAUCCGGCCCCAAUGUUUUCAGAACAUAUUCGGAUUAUCAAAUUUGGAGUGCGCAUGUAUUUGCAAAAAAUAAAUACAGAUCAAACAGUA